Messenger RNA from Galleria mellonella (greater wax moth), 5352 nucleotides. RefSeq lists its product as uncharacterized. The transcript is spliced from 9 exons. The record is from RefSeq and is a predicted model, not a curated record. Lineage: Eukaryota; Metazoa; Arthropoda; Insecta; Lepidoptera; Pyralidae. The coding region runs from base 154 to 4482 and encodes 1442 amino acids.
UGAUGUUGUUGGUUAUGGUGGUUGGUAUUGGUGGUUUCAAUUUACCUACUUUUGUAUAAAGACUAAAUGACCUAGUGUUUUGUUUGUGUCACAGUUUAAUUUUCUGUGUUAAGUGCGUUAUAAAUAAACAUUGUUUGGGUUCUGUUUUAAAUCAUGUCUUCAAUUAUGUUACCACCGUUUCCUUCGCAAGAUUUGGCUAAACUUGUUCUCGGGUACCUUGCGGAGGAACAGCUUAUGACUGCUUAUGAUGAAUUUCUUCAAGCCAGCCCUUAUUUAGAUGCAUUAGGGAAUGAAUAUGAUAGAAUAUUUAUGACAUCACUCAGAAACAUUCUAGCAGAAUAUAGAGCUGUAAAGAUAUACGUGGAAACCUGUAAACCACUUAUUUUACGUAAGAGACUAUUCCAAUGCACAAACUUAUUAGAUAUUGUAAAGUUUCUUAUUAGUAAUAUAGAUAUUCACAAAAUUCAAAUACAAGAUAAUACUAUAGAUAAAAUAGGGCUAGACAAACAAAAUGUAACAAAAAAUUCAAAGAUGGAUGAAGACUGCCAAGUGUGUAUUGCACAAAAACUGCUACACUGUGUUUGUAACAAGAGACUAAUUGACAUUAAUACAACCAAUAAAUUUAGUAGUGGUGAUUUUACACCCCUACAAAGUUCAGUGGAAACAACUUCCUUAUCUGAUUUACCUGGAAAUCAUGUAACAACAAGGAAAAAAUAUGAUAAGGUACCUGAUAAUGUUUCUUCAAUAUCACAAUCAAAUUCAGGCUCUGAACAUGAGAUAAGUUCAAAACAAGCUACUUGUAUAUACAAAAAUAUAUCAGAUAAUAGUAAUCCUGUCCAUUUAAAUAUUAAAGAAAGUAAUUUGGCACAGGAUCCUAAUAUUUCAAUAAAAACAACAGAUACAUUGGAGUCAAGACAGAAGAUUGAUGAAUUCAAUGACAUUCUUAAAUUAGUUUGUAAUAAAAACAAUUCAAAGAUACAAGCAGUGAACACCAAUGAAAGAAUAUCUAAUGCUGGUACAUUCCAAGAAUUUGAAACUGGUGUAAGCGGUGGUGAAAAUAGUAAUAUUAAUGUACCUGAUUCGAGUACCUCUGAUAAUAUCAAUUUGCAGCAGGUCUCUACACCCAAUGAACCGCAUAGUUUAAACGUAAUAUCUGGUGAUCCUAAGAAUUUUAUAAAAACCACACAAACACAGUUCUUAUUAAAAGUAGCAAACGUUAAAGAUACAGUAGCUUCACAGUCAAAUGAAAUCAUCAAUGUUGAUCAGUUUAACAGAAGUCCAUAUCCACAUAUCAAACCUAAGAGCGAAGACAAUAAGAUCAAGAUUAUUUCAGACAUUAAAGUAGAUAAUGAAACCCUCAGUAAUAGUAGCAUGAAAAUGCCUGCUGUUUUGCAAAAUGCGACUUCCACACCAUUAUUGCAAAUGCGAACAAUCGUUAUAAAUGGAACAUCAGCUUAUAAAUCUAAGACACAUCUUGGAACUCAUAUGCCUACAGAUAGACUUAAUUACACUAAAGAUGAAAUUAUGGCAAUGCCUACAAUUAUUAUAACACCAGUCUCAGGUUCUUCUCAAAAUCUUGUAAAUAUUGAGUCACAAACUACCAAUCCCCAGAAGAUACCUAAUACAACACCAGUGAGUACUAUUUGUGUACAAUCUCUGCAGCCCUUGACAAUAGAUGUUUCAUCAAAUUAUGCUCCAACAAUUUCAACAUCAACUACAACUUCUGUUCUAAAUUUCCCAGCAGUACAUAUGCAAAAAACAUGUAGUACAUCCACACUGGUUAAAACAGUAGAUACAACUAGUGCUUCUGUACCGAAAGAUGGCGUUACUGCGACUUCCACGGAAACUGGUACUCCUCAAGGACUUCCACCAGCAAGAAAGUCAUCAUCUACACCACGCAGGACAUCUCAUGUUCGAGUGUUGGAUUUCACUACGCCUAGACGAAUAUUACAUGAAACUAUAUCUGAGCUUGAGCCAAGUCAGAAUAAUGUAAUUACUGAAGAAGUUCUUACUAGUAGUCCUAAUCUCACAAUUAUAAAUGCUAAGGAUGUUGUAAAUGGGAAAAAUACUACCAACGAUACGCGUGUCAAUGAAAUUAAAUCAUCUGAAGAUAAUAAUACAAAGAAAAUUAUAGUAAACAAUAAAUCCAAUUGGGAUGCCGAUUUACGCGCUCUUUUAAUUAACGAUAAAAAUUGCUACGAUACCCAAACAAAAAGAAAAUCAAAGAGUAAUAAAAAAAAGAAAACGGAAAGAGACAAUACAGAUGAAAAAAAGUUAACUAAGAAAAAAACUUCUAAAUCUAAACAAGAUAAAAAAAGUUCAAGCCCAAAAACAGAUACUAAUGUCAGUAGUAAUACAGAAAAGAUUAGUGGUUUACCUAAACCUACCAUAAAUAUUGUGUCUGCUCCUGACAAGGGAGUUUUAAAUUAUGGAAGUGAUAAAAAUCAAAAUAAAUCUAAUGAAGAACAUGAUACUCCAGAGUUGGAAAGAGUGUCCUUGCAGAAUGUUAUUGGUUCUCGACUUAAUAUAUCGGAUUUCCUAGAAACACCCUAUAAACAAGCUCUCUAUGAUAUUCAAAUGGAAACUCCCAGAUUUUUAGGUCCUGAUUUACCAGAUGAACCAAUGUCGGAUAUUAAAAUAAUGAAUAUACCUACACCUCGAUUUUUUAAUAGUUCAAAAGGUGUAGAUGCCACCCCGUCUUCCUAUUCGUCUCGACCUACCGACUAUUCAAGUGGGGGAUCUUAUUACAAACCAGACGAUCAAGAUUAUAUUCCUAAUCCAGAAAGUUUAGGAUACUCUGGCACUUCUUCAAAAGAAAACAUAAGUAUAGAUUCGCCAGUUAAAAGCGAGAAAGUUGUUAAAGAGAACACAGAUAAAAUAAAGUCUUCUCGACCAGUUCGGCAGUGCACUAAAAAUGUAUCUUAUUAUAAUUCUAAUUUAAAUAAAACGAAAGAUGAAAAGAUUAAAGAAGAUAAAAGUACAGAAGGUACAUCUAGUGACUUAGAAAUUAUUAAUAGUUCUUCCGAUAAAAAGAGCAAUAAAGAAAAUACUUCAAAAGUACUUCAAGAUAACUUAUCUGUGACAAAACAAAAAUCUGUUAAAAAGAAAAGAUCCAGUACAAAAAAACUUAAAUCACCAAAGAAAGAGGUUGUAAAGUCGUUUAUGAAAAUAAAACCGAGACGACCCACACCUACGAAGGUGUCUUUAGAUGGAAAAAAUAAAAAAAAAGGAGUGGUGUGUUCUGAUACUCUCACAACAAAAUCUCAGACACGAAAACGAACAUCUAGUAAAGAAAAAGUUAGCAACAUUAUGCCUGCAGUUAUAAUUGUACCGACUAAAUCAAGACGAAAAUCUUCUACGCCUAGGAAACUUCACUGUACAAAAUCAUUUAAUUCCGAAAGUUCUGGUCAUAAUUCUCCUGAUUUAAUAACUGCGCCUAAACAAAAUUUAGAGCAAAACUCAAAAGCCUUAGGUUUACUUGAUUCUGAUACAGAACACGUAGUUGAUGGAAAUACACCACCGUUGAGAUGGUCUGAUGACGGUUCCCAGGAUGUAAAACACAAAGAAAAAGAUACAACAGCGAAUGAGAUAGAAGAUAUUACAAAAAUCCAGAAAUAUAUUGAGACUACAGUAUCUUGUAUUACAGGCACUGAUGAGGGCGAUGGUAGUUUACACAGUGAUUUAGUAAAAAGAGGUUUUGAUAUUGAAACCGCAAAGAUCAUAGAGCGAGAUUUGUUAGAUACACCUCCUUAUUCUAAGCCAGAAGGUACAUUAAAUUUAAGGUCUUGUAUAGAAACAGAAGUUACUAAUGAAGAAAAAAAAAAUGAUAAUACUAUCAUAUCAGAUAAUAAUGUAUUAAAUAAUUUGCAAAUAACACAAGGAGAGCAGGUUGAGUAUGAAGAUGAAAUUGAAUUAUCAGUAUGUGAAUGUAAUGAAGAGAGUGAAAAUUAUUUGAUGUGUUCUCAUGAUGAUACUAUUGAUAUGACUAAAAUAGAAUCAACAAAAUUAAAAGAUAAAUUUACAAUGGAGGUAUGCAUAGAUGAUGGAGUCUUGAUUAGAUUAAAAGCUACGCCUUUUAGUAUGCUUUUGGAUUUAGAUCAAAAAAUUGAUCCACAGAAUGAUGAAGUAACUACAUCUAAAUAUGAUAGUUUGUACACGCCAUUAAAACAAUCGGUAAAGGCUCAAUGUUAUGACAUAUUUGAUUCUACAUUAACAAGUCUAGAUACGCCACUAAAAGCAACAAGUCCGAAACAAUCCAAUCCUGAAUUUACUGUAACAGAAAUAGUAUUAGAAAUAGAAAAUGUGGAUGAUAAAAACAAGUCGGAAUUAAAAAAACGUAAAAGAAUGCAAAGUGGUAACACAUCAGAUGAAUCUGUGUCUGAAAAUAAAAAGUCCAAAUCAGAUGCUCAGUACUUAUUUAAUUCAGCAAACAUACAAAAUAUAGAUAUUGAAUCUGUUCUAAGUAAAUUACAUGGACCAUAGCAAUAAUAUACAAUCUUCAGGGAUAACCUGAAUGAUAUAUUAUUCGUAUAUUGCCGAUUGUAAUCAAUCGAAUGUGUGUAGUCGUCAAUAAUGUUUAAUACAAAAUAUAUAUUUUAUCAACCAACGAUGAGAGUUAAUAAUUGCUCUUAAAUAUACAGCGUUUUUUUUUUUAAUAUAGGUAUAAGUAAGAAAACGAAUAAUGCCAAAAUAUAAUCAUAUAUGAAAUAUUUAUUAAAAUCGUAAAUUUAGUUAAGUUUAUUGUACAAAACUAACUGAGCUUUCAGGUUUUGUUUUUAAUUUAACUAUAUGAUAGAUACACCACAUGAAUUGCGGUAUAUUUUUCUCUAUAAUAAUGUUGUUUGGAUCUCUAUAAUAUCGGUAGUUUAUUAUAAAUUGUUGAUAUAGUAGUUCCUGUAAAUAUAAAGUUAAGGUUAGUAUUCUAAGUAUAUUAAUGGCCAUAAGUGACCUCUGUUAGUAAGUUAUAAUUUAUUGUAUAGGCUAAGAGCUCAUAGAGCGGUUUUAAAUUGCACGUCACGGAUGUGGGGUUUAUUUUAAAACUAAAAAAUGAAACCAAAAUUUGGUAUGUUUGCGCAAUAGCAGCCGUUGUUUUGUAUAUUUCUGUCUUUGGCAUAUAUUUAUUUAUAUUACGUGUGUAACGAUCUUGUAACCGUGGCGGGCGCAUUUAAAAACGCGCCGUAUAUUCGUAUCGAUUAUUUUAUAUAAGUGUUAUAUAGGUUGUUAGAUUUACUUGUGUUAACACAAGGUGAUGUGGUUGUUGUAACUAGAAAAGAUCAACUUAAAAGUGUUCGUAGUAAUUUUAAAAUAAGAAUUCGAGAGACCAAACAAAGCAUUAUAUUAAUAAUUAAAGAC